Rhodotorula toruloides NP11 is the source of this 459-nucleotide messenger RNA. RefSeq names its product peptide alpha-N-acetyltransferase. The record is from RefSeq and is a predicted model, not a curated record. Gene Ontology annotation, cellular component: NatA complex. Lineage: Eukaryota; Fungi; Basidiomycota; Microbotryomycetes; Sporidiobolales; Sporidiobolaceae. The coding region runs from base 1 to 459 and encodes 152 amino acids. Gene Ontology annotation, molecular function: protein-N-terminal-glutamate acetyltransferase activity; protein N-terminal-serine acetyltransferase activity. The transcript has 7 exons. Gene Ontology annotation, biological process: N-terminal peptidyl-glutamic acid acetylation.
AUGAAUCUCCGACGAGCGACGGUCGCCGACCUGAUGAACAUGCAGAACUGCAACCUGCACAACCUGCCAGAAAACUACCAGAUGAAGUACUAUCUGUACCACGGCUUGACCUGGCCGCAGGUGUCGUUCGUUGCAGAGGACCACAAGGGUCGGAUUGUCGGCUACAUCCUGGCGAAGAUGGACGAGGAGCCGACGGAGGAGGCGCACGGCCAUGUCACGUCGAUCUCGGUCUUGCGGAAUUACCGGCGGCUAGGACUCGCGAACAAGCUCAUGCAGCUAUCCCAGCAAGCGAUGAAGACGACGUACGGCGCUGCAUACGUAAGCUUGCAUGUGCGCAAGACGAACCGAGCAGCGCUGGCACUGUACAAGGAUACGCUCGGGUUCGAGGUUGUCAAGAUUGAGAAGAGCUACUAUGCGGAUGGCGAGGACGCGUACUCGAUGCAGCUCAAUCUGAAGUAG